AUGCGGGUUCCUUACGUAUCCAACCCUCCUGAGACCAAGUCCGAGGAGCAUGCCGCCAUUGUAAAGCGCAUAGAAGAGCGCCGCGCCCCUCGACCUCUCCAGUCUCUGGAUCUGGCUCUUCUUCACUCCCCUCACGUUGCUGAUGGCUGGAACUCAUUCCUCGGCGCUGUUCGUACCAAGACCUCUUUAAGCGACGACAUUCGAGAGCUUGCAAUUUCACGUAUUGCUGUGUGCAACAAGGCCUGGUACGAAUGGAAACACCAUGCGCCGCUAGCUGUCAAGGGCGGUGUAUCCGAGGCUGGGCUUGAGGCUAUCAAGGGUGAGGAACUUGGUGAGCGGCCUGCUGAGCUAUCAGAGAAGCAAUGGGCUGUGCUGCUGUACACGGAUGAAAUGACGAGGAACGUUCAGGUCAAGGAUGAGACCUUUGAUCGUCUGCGGGAGUAUUUCAACGAACAAGAAAUUGUGGAAAUCACAGCCACGGUUGCAUGCUACAACUGUGUAAGCCGUUUCUUGGUGGCGCUUGACGUCGGGGAGAGAAAUGGUACGGGUCCCGAAGCUAUCUCGGGUCAUUGA
Fusarium mangiferae is the source of this 573-nucleotide messenger RNA. RefSeq lists its product as uncharacterized. Gene Ontology annotation, molecular function: peroxiredoxin activity. The transcript has 3 exons. The record is from RefSeq and is a predicted model, not a curated record. NCBI's taxonomy places the organism in Eukaryota, Fungi, Ascomycota, Sordariomycetes, Hypocreales, Nectriaceae. The coding region runs from base 1 to 573 and encodes 190 amino acids.